Onychostoma macrolepis is the source of this 2004-nucleotide messenger RNA. It is a transcript of the gene rgs14a, whose product is annotated as regulator of G protein signaling 14a. Gene Ontology annotation, biological process: signal transduction. Lineage: Eukaryota; Metazoa; Chordata; Actinopteri; Cypriniformes; Cyprinidae. The record is from RefSeq and is a predicted model, not a curated record. Gene Ontology annotation, molecular function: GTPase activator activity. Bases 98 to 1723 code for a protein of 541 amino acids. The transcript has 14 exons.
GUUCACCUGUUUGAUUUUGAAGCACGUCAAAUGCACAAGAGCGCGUGUCACGCAGGUUAAACGCACGCUGUCUCUAGUGUUCUCGACUUCUGGUAUUAUGGUGGCGAUUAGAGGUUUAAGCCAAAGCUUCUCUCGGCUGGCCAGAGGAGCAUCUUUACAGAUACAAUUCAGCAAGAGUCGUAUGUUCAAGAUGCGCUCGAGCUCGUACCAGACCCAGGCGGUUUCUGAUGGAGAGCUCAACUUCAAGUUAUCCAGUCGUGGCAGCAGCUCCAGCCUAUCAGAGAGCUCGAGCAAGUCAGGUGGUUCUCAAGGUGCGGAUGGUCCAGCCAGUCGGGUGGUCACCUGGGCGGUGUGUUUCGAGCGCCUGCUUGAAGACCAUGUCGGUCUGCGAUACUUCACCGAGUUUCUCAAAUCAGAGGUGAGUGCUGAGAAUAUCCUGUUCUACCAAGCCUGUGAAAAGUUCAAGAAAAUCCCACCCACUAAACUGGAAGAGCUGAAGAAAGAGGCACGUUCCAUCUACGACAACUUUCUUUCUGAAAGCUCUCUGCAUGCGGUUAAUAUCGACGAUACAGCCCAGAUGGAACAGACUGCAUUAGAGACGCCUACAACCGACAUGUUCGAUAAAGCACAGGCACAGAUCUUUAAGCUGAUGAAAAUGGACAGCUACACGAGGUUUGUCCGCUCUCAGCUGUACCAGAACUGCAUGCUGUCUUGUGUGGAGGGUCGUCCUCUUCCCAGCAUUGGAACCCCGGAGCCCAAAAGCAAAAUGUCCAAAAAGAGUGCAACGCCACCUAGUAACAGAAAGAGUGUUGAGUUGAAAGUGCCCUCAUCCGACAGCAAGACCAACAGGAAGAAGAGGUUAGAGAAGAGAGGCUCAUGGGGAGCUGACCAGUCGUAUCAUCAUGUAGUGGUGUCUCGUAAAGAGUCUCAGAUCUCAGUGAAGUCUAACAGCAGUCUGGAGUUGGUCUCUGGAUUUGGGCGAGCUGAGAACGGACGCUGUAGUGUGCCUAUCUCUGAUCCAGAAGCCUUGAGUUCUGGUUCUCCUACAGCAGAUAAGUACUGCUGCGUCUUCCUGCCGGACGGGACCGCCAGCCUGGCCCCUGCCAGACCCAGCAUGAGCCUCAGAGACAUGCUGAGCAGCCUGUGUGAGAAGAGAGGCUUUCCUCUGAAAGAUGUCAUCAUCUACCAAAAUGGCAAAGAUAAGCCUCUUUCUCUGGAUCAGGACAGCUCUGUGUUUGGAGAUCAACAGCUCACUUUGGAGCUUAAAGUUACAUUUACGCUGGACAUUACGUUUGCAGGAAGAAUGAUAGGAAUCAUCGCAAAGUCAAGCAAGAAUUUGGGCGAUGCACUUUCCACUGUCCUACAGAAAUACCAACUGCAACCUCAGGAUGUGCAGGUUACUCUGAGUGGCUCAAGUGAACCUCUAAACAUGAGCACAAACGUGUUUCGUCUUGCCAGCAAAACAGUGCGUUUGGACAAAGUUAAAGUUGGUUUGGAGACUCAAGCCGCUUCAACACCCAAAGCAAAUUCCAGACUCAGAAAAAACCAGGACAUGGACGGUCUUGUUGAGCUGCUGUCCCGCGCUCAGUGCAGUCGUGUGGAUGACCAGCGUGGUUUACUCACCAAAGAGCAGCUGAAAUUACCGCAGUUCCUGCAGCUGCCAGCAGGGAACAAAGAGCAGACUUCCUGUGACCAGACACAGGAAGAGGGUUGUGCCCUUUGACCUGAGAACCAUUCAAGCAACUUAAGACUCAAAGCUGUAUGGCAGACUGAAGGAGAGAAACUCUGAUAAGGUUAUGCAAGGUUAUGUGUGUGUGUGUGUGUGUGUGUGUGAGAGAGAGAGUGUGAGUUGAGGUUUCUUAACCUUGAGAGUGAUUGAAUAAGGUGUAUAUUUUGUAUAUUACAGACACUGCCACGUAGAGCUCUUAGAAACGCUGCAUGUCAAAUAAAUUAAUUAUUGAAAAAUUAUGGGAUGUUGCCUCAAAAAAAAAAAAAAAAAAGAAA